CCUGCCGGAAGCGACCGCCCGGCCGAGGUUUCGGUUGGCGGCGGGCGGGUGGGAGAUGCGCCCGCGAGCGAAGGGCGGGCGUUCGAAGGCAGCUCGGCGCCGGGGCUGAGCGGCUGAGGCGCCGCGCGGUCAUGGCCCCCACCAAGCCCUGGGGAGAGUGGUUCCUGGGCCUGCGGGUGCCGCCCGCCGGCGUCUUCGGGGUGGCCUUCCUCGCCCGGGUGGCCCUGGUUUUCUACGGCGUCUUCCAGGACCGGACGCUGCUCGUGCGGUACACGGACGUCGACUACCGCGUGUUCACGGACGCCGCGCGCUUCGUCACCGAGGGGCGCUCCCCGUACCUGCGGGCCACGUACCGCUACACCCCGCUGCUGGGCUGGCUGCUCACGCCCAACGUGUACCUGUGCGAGCUCUUCGGGAAGUUUCUGUUCAUCAGCUGCGACCUGCUCACCGCCUUCCUCCUCUACCGCCUGCUGCUCUUCAAGGGGCUGGGCCGGCGCCGGGCUUGCGGCUACUGUGUCUUCUGGCUCCUUAACCCGCUGCCCAUGGCGGUGUCCAGCCGCGGCAACGCCGACUCGAUGGUCGCGGCGCUGGUGCUGGCGACGCUGUACCUGCUCGCGAGGAGGCAGGUGGCGUGCGCCGCGGUGUCGUACGGCCUCGCCGUGCACAUGAAGAUGUACCCGGUGACCUACAUCCUGCCCAUCGCCCUGCACUUGCUCCCGGAGCGCGGCGGCCACCCCGGCGACCCCGGCCGGCCCCGCUGCCCCUUCCAGGCCCGCCUGUACGAAUUCCUCAAGAGGCUGUGCAGUCGGGCCGUGCUGCUCUUCGUCGCCGUCGCCGGGCUCACGUUUUUCGCCCUGAGCUUCGGCUUCUACCAGAAAUACGGCUGGGAGUUUCUGGAGCACACCUACCUGUACCACCUGACGAGGCGGGACAUCCGGCACAACUUCUCGCCCUACUUCUACAUGCUGUACUUGACCGCGGAGAGCCCGUGGAGCUUCUCCCUGGGCCUCGCCGCCUUCCUGCCGCAGUUCCUCCUGCUGUCGGCCGUGUCGUUCGCCUACUACAGGGACCUCGUCUUCUGCUGUUUCCUGCACACGGCCAUCUUCGUGACUUUUAACAAAGUCUGCACCUCCCAGUACUUUCUUUGGUACCUCUGCCUGCUGCCCCUGGUGAUGCCGCUGGUGAGGAUACGGUGGAAACGCGCCGUGGUUCUCCUGAUGCUGUGGUUCAUCGGGCAGGCCCUCUGGCUGGCUCCCGCGUACCUCCUGGAGUUUCAGGGAAAGAACACCUUUCUGUUUAUCUGGUUAGCUGGUUUGUUCUUCCUUCUUAUCAACUGUUCCAUCCUAAUUCAAAUUAUUUCCCAUUACAAGCAGGAGCCCCUGGCGGAGAGAAUCAAAUAUGACUAAUUCGGGCUCCCGUUCUGCCACUUCUAGUACAUUCCGAUGGUGCCGAAUGGGCCAGAAGAGAGCUUUGGAGACAUUUUUGAACGUCCUGUGCACGCUGGUGAAAGUUCAGUUGGGAGCAUGAAUCCCGGCCCCAAGGGAGAUUAAAACGAAUGGUUGCCUUGUAUAUAAAGGGGACUCAAUAAUUGAGGGCCACCUCUAGGAAAUCUUAGGCCUCAUUCAUCGGGAACACGAUGGGGAGGAAAGGUUACUUGUUUCAACACCGAAAGGCUGAUGAAACUAUCAGAUGCCAAAAGGUUUUUGAAGAAAAAUAGAGGAAUGUAGUCAGUCCCGGGGUCUAACCCGGUAUUCGUACCAGCUACACUGUGCUGCAGAGUCUAAAGCUGUCUUUUCUUUUCAACCCCCCACUUUUUCUUUUGAAAGCUUUCCCAAUAGCUGUGAAAACUCGCGGAAUGUUCCUAAAGUACAGCUUUUAGAUGUAAAGUGGUAAGUAUUAACUCUUGUGCUUAGGUUGGGAAAGUUCAUUCUGUAUUAAAAGUGGGGGCUUAGAAAAGAGCCCAAAGAAUUUAAACUGUAAUCAUGUUUCACAUGUCUGUUUCAUUACUUAGUUUUUCAGCACUUAGUCUCAUGGUAUUACACUACCAUUUGGUUUUAUGCAGAAAGGAUUAAAUUAAAAUUCACCCAUCUUUAAA
Molecule: messenger RNA, 2095 nt
Organism: Felis catus (domestic cat)
Lineage: Eukaryota; Metazoa; Chordata; Mammalia; Carnivora; Felidae
Gene: PIGM
Product: phosphatidylinositol glycan anchor biosynthesis class M
Exons: 1
Coding region: 132-1406 (424 amino acids)
Biological process (GO): GPI anchor biosynthetic process
Cellular component (GO): membrane; glycosylphosphatidylinositol-mannosyltransferase I complex
Molecular function (GO): GPI mannosyltransferase activity; alpha-1,4-mannosyltransferase activity
Source: RefSeq, a predicted model, not a curated record